AUUUUGCAAAUUACCUGAUAUUCAAAACUGUCCUACAGAAAAAAAGUACCUGAGGAAAUGAGGAAAUUAGCUAACGAAAUGGUCAAAUGGAUUUCAGUUGUGGUAGUGGACGUGGAAUUCUGGAAUGUAUCUACCCUUAUAGAUUUCUCUUUUUAAUACAUCACGGCAAUAUUCCCAAACAUUAAAUAUUUUGCAGGUCUGCUUUGUUUUUGGAACCACCAAAGGGUAAUUUUUUAGAUCAUGUUUUUCACUAGUUUUGGAAAAGAGGACUGACUGCAUUACGUUUGUUAUAACACCAGUUCAAUAAUUUAUUUGCAGAAGGUCAUGCAUUUGGUUACCCUAUUUGCUACUAAUGUACAGCUCAGCAGGAAAGUAUCCGACGUAACCCCUCUAGCCCACCCCUUCUGGAACAAAGGUACUGUUCUGAAAGCUGUUUUUUUUAAACAUCCUAUAGCUGCAGCUGCGUCCCCCAAUAACCACUGCUGUGUUACUCUUACUACCAUAUUCUUCAGUUUUAUGUGAAGUGUAAUGGGUUUCCUAAGAACCUCACUCCGGUAGUCCUUGGGUUCCAAACGCCUGAAUCGUGUUGCAGGAUACAGUAAUGAAUCCAGCAAUUAUUUGCUCUGACAGUCCCACAGCAGCGCUCGCUGUUUCUAGUUAAUAGCACUCGACAGCUCUUUGUGGAGAGACAGAAAUGUGAAGUGAAGCGGCCGGAAGCCUUGCGGAAGCAAAUGUACGAGUAAGACACAAGCAUCCCUGUCUCCACGCUUUCCCUUAUUUCGUAUUUUGAGCAUUCCACGAAACAUUUGCAGUUGAGACGCAUCAGCACUUUGGACAGCUCCCGCUAUAGUUCAGCUUACUGAGUCAUUGCAGAGCUGAUGAGCAGCGGUGCAUCUUUAGUUUGGUAGGGACUUAACCGCACCGAUGGCAUCUCAAGGCUUCUGGUCCUUCGGGGCUGAAAAUGAAUCAGACAACACUGACUAUUCAGGCACAGCAAAAGCUUGGUGUCAAGUUGCUCAGAAGUUCACAGGAGGACUUGGAUCGAAACUGUGCGCUUUUCUUUAUGGAGAUGCGGAAAAAGCACCCGAUAAUGCUACUACCACGGACAGCAAUGUAGCAGUUGGUCCCAGCCUAACCUGCACCUGUAACCAAAAGCCCUGCGAAUGCAAUAAAGGGAAUGUGAAUUUUUCGUCCUUGCUUUCAUCAGAUCUCCUCCCAGCACGUAACAGUGAGCUGACUACAUUAGCUUUUCUUCAAGAAGUUGUGGAUAUCCUUCUACAAUACGUAGUAGAAACAUUUGACAGGUCAACAAAAGUAAUUGAUUUUCAUUAUCCAAACGAAUUAGUUCAGGAAUAUAACUGGGAACUUUCAGAUCAGCCACAGACUUUGCAGGAUGUGUUGCUAAACUGCCGGAUGGCGCUGAAGUAUGCAAUAAAAACAGGUCACCCCCGCUAUUUCAACCAGCUUUCUACUGGAUUAGACAUGGUUGGUUUAGCUGCUGACUGGCUGACAUCUACAGCAAAUACAAAUAUGUUCACAUAUGAAAUAGCCCCAGUAUUUGUACUUCUAGAGUUUGUAACGUUGAAGAAAAUGAGAGAAAUAAUUGGAUGGCCCGGGGGAUGUGGAGAUGGAAUAUUCUGUCCAGGUGGUGCCAUUUCGAAUCUAUAUGCCAUGUUAAAUGCAAGAUUCAAGAUGUUCCCAGAAGUUAAAGAGAAAGGAAUGUCUGCCCUGCCUCGGCUGGUUGCAUUCACAUCAGAACAUAGUCACUUUUCUGUAAAAAAGGGGGCUGCAGCUUUAGGCAUUGGCACAGACAGUGUGAUUCUGAUCAAGUGUGAUGACAGAGGGAAGAUCAUACCAUCAGACCUUGAGAGAAGAAUACUGGAAGCCAAACAAAAAGGAUUAGUGCCCUUUUUUGUGAGUGCCACAGCUGGAACCACAGUUUAUGGAGCAUUCGAUCCUCUAAUCGCUAUUUCAGAGAUCUGCAAAAAGUACAAGAUCUGGAUGCAUGUAGACGCUGCUUGGGGAGGUGGUCUGUUAAUGUCCAGGAAGCACAGAUGGAAGCUAAAUGGAAUUGAAAGAGCCAAUUCUGUCACUUGGAAUCCACAUAAGAUGAUGGGAGUACCACUGCAAUGUUCGGCCUUGCUUGUCAGAGAAGAGGGAUUGAUGCAGAACUGCAAUCAAAUGCAAGCUUGUUACCUCUUCCAGCAAGAUAAACAUUAUGAUAUGUCAUAUGAUACUGGAGACAAGGCCUUACAAUGUGGACGGCAUGUUGAUGUUUUCAAACUAUGGCUGAUGUGGAGAGCAAAGGGUACAACUGGGUUUGAGGCUCAAGUUGAUAAGUGCCUAGACCUUUCAGAGUAUUUUUAUGAGAGCAUAAAGAACAGAGACGGAUUUGAGAUGGUGAUGGAUGGAAAGCCACAGCAUACAAAUGUGUGUUUUUGGUACGUCCCACCAAGUAUACGCCACAUGGAAGAUAAAGAAGAAAGAAUGAGGUGCCUAAUGAAGGUUCAGCAAUGCCCAGGGCAGCCCAGCCACAACCCUCCAGCACUUGUCGUUAAUACACUGAUGAUGGAAAUUGAGUCAUUUAAUCCUGGAAGCAGUGUUGCAUUAAGUUUCACAUGA
This is a messenger RNA of Protopterus annectens (West African lungfish), 2622 nucleotides long. RefSeq names its product glutamate decarboxylase 2 (gene GAD2). The transcript is spliced from 17 exons. The record is from RefSeq and is a predicted model, not a curated record. Bases 925 to 2622 code for a protein of 565 amino acids. Gene Ontology annotation, cellular component: cytoplasm. Gene Ontology annotation, biological process: GABA shunt. Gene Ontology annotation, molecular function: pyridoxal phosphate binding; glutamate decarboxylase activity. NCBI's taxonomy places the organism in Eukaryota, Metazoa, Chordata, Ceratodontiformes, Protopteridae.